This is a messenger RNA of Marchantia polymorpha subsp. ruderalis, 2704 nucleotides long. NCBI's taxonomy places the organism in Eukaryota, Viridiplantae, Streptophyta, Marchantiopsida, Marchantiales, Marchantiaceae. The record is from the annotation of a GenBank genome assembly.
CCUUCCCUCCUCUUCUCUUCUUCCCUGCGCCACAACAUCGUAGAGCUCCUCUUUUGCCCUCCGCCUGCUGCAUUCUGCGGUUCAGUAAGCCACGAGAGAGCCCGAGGGAGAGGAGAAAGGGAUAGUAGUGUGGGUGUGGUUGUCCCUGGUGUCGGAGCGAAAGUAGUUUAAGAGGUGUGUUAAUGUAAGCAAGCUCUCGCCUAGUGAAUAGCGUUGGUGAUCUUAAGCAAGCAAGCGAGCUCUAGCCCAAGAGGGUGAGUGGGGACUCAGUGACGUGAUUGAGCUUGGAGCCUGAACAACCAGGAUUGUCGAGUGAAGUCCGUGGUGUGGUGGAGACUUGCCUACAAUACCCUGCACGCGAGCGGGCACGCAGAGGAGACCGAGGCUUCUCCCCUGAGUUGCUGCUGUCGAGACGCGGCAUAUCCCCGAAAAGGGUUUAAGAUAGUGGUCGAUCAGAGAGUCUGCGCGCUCUCUGUCGUAGGUCGUGCACGGGCUGGGAGUGAUAUCGACUGAUUGUCGUUCUCUACGUUGAAGUAGGCAAUGGCGGACGAUUCGCCGGUAGUGAAGAAGACCGGGAAGGUGAAAUGGUUCAAUAGCAGUAAAGGGUUUGGUUUCAUCACCCCUGAUGAUGGCGGUGAGGACCUCUUUGUCCACCAAACGUCUAUCCAUGCUGAGGGAUUUAGGUCUUUGAGGGAAGGAGAGAGCGUUGAGUUUACUGUCGAAGUAGGAGAAGACAAUCGAACCAAAGCUCUGGAUGUCACUGGACCCGGAGGAAGUUACGUCCAAGGUGCUCCUCGUCGAGACGGGUAUGGAGGUGGAGGAAGAGGAGGUGGUGGUGGAGGUGGUGGUGGUGGAGGAAAUUUCAGCGGAGGAAUGGGUAGAGGAAGGGGCCGUGGUGGAAGAGGCGGAGGCAACUUCGCCGGAGGAGGCGGUGGCGGAGAUCGGACAUGUUACAACUGCGGAGAGCCUGGACACAUUGCUCGUAACUGUCCCAGUGAACCUGCUGGCAACGGCAGAGCAGGUGGUGGUGGCGGUGAUGGCGGUAAUCGCAACUGCUACAACUGUGGCGAGUCAGGGCAUCUUGCUCGAGAUUGCGCUCCGGCUGCAGCUGCCUAGACGGCGAUCCACUUUUUUUGAUUUGUGGUCUUCUGGGACCUUUGGUAGUUUUCGGUCGCUGGAAGCCUCGCAGUUUAAUCGUCGAAGGUUUUGAUGAUUUCACUCGAUGGGUGUAAUUCAACUCAAGACCGCAGAAAGAUUGCGCAUUCUCUUGCUUCCCAAUGCUUUCGGCUGUUGUACCUCUGAAGGCAAAGUCCAUCCUCUCUUGAGCUUGUGAUGGCUGAAUGAGGUGAUGUUGCUUAAGCUUCUCAGUUGAUUCUUUUUGUGGGGGUGUGAAGUGGACGUCUUGAAGGAGAACUUUCGUUUAUCGUGGAGAAUCCCGCUGUCGUUUUUCUGUGGACGGGCUGUGUGCAAGUUGUGUUGCCCGUUGUUUACUCCACUCUCAACAUCGACGAGCGGCGGGUUAGGGGCGUAGGUGAAAGCAGAAAAGGUCGAGGCCGGUAGAUGUCGUGGGAAAGAAAGUGUUUAGGAUGGGUUGUUACGUUCUGGAAAGCGUACGAAAGUGACGUGUGGAAACUCUGAGAAUGGGUGGCUAGGUCAUGGCUCUAUUCACCCGUCUCUCUUACUUCAUUGCUUCUUUUUAAGGAGCAAGUUUUCACUUCCUCUCCUCUUCGAGGCUAUCCUGUGCUUAAUUUCCUCCUGAGUGCUGAAGACUCUCCUUCGAGAUUUUUUGUAGUAUUCCUUGGCAAGUGGUGGGCUUUCGUUUGCUCUACGGGCCCUGUUUUGUCUCCGUGGUUUUGUUUCCUUCUCCGUCUGAAACUUCUUCCUCGACGUAGGCCGGGAGGCUUGGGUCUUAUGGAGAUGGCGCUUGGUGCAGUGUUGACAUCAGCAAGUUGUGGAAGGCCACGAUUGGUUGACCUUGCCCUCCUUGGUUUUGUCUUUGUACUUCAAUGCCCUCUGCUUAGGAGUGGCAUACCCGGGAGACUUGCUAUUUCGGUUGAGCUAGUAGCUUUUAGUUUUAUUCUUAUACUUUCCUUACAGUAGAUCUCAUUUGGCAUUCCGGACGGCAUGAAAGCCUGUUCUGUAUAGUCACAAAAAAUGUCCGCAUCUUCUCCAAUGCACUUCUACCAUUAAUUUUCCACAGUAUUUCUGUGUCCAAUUUUUGUGUACAACAUCUGGUCUCACUUCUUGUUGUAUCUCGUAAGUGACGUGUUCUUCUCUUUGAUGCCGUGAAUGAUUGUACAAUCAACUCUCAAUUGUGUUAGAAAGUUCGCAGAUCCACCUUGUGCCAUAUACGACAUUGUCGUGCAUUGAGAUCAGGUUCGAUUUUGAUCAAUUGCCGGUGAACGAUGAAGUGCUUCUGCAUGUCGAAACACAGUUUGAAGAAGUUGAGCGUUGUUGAGUUGACGAAUGUGUUCCUUGUCACGAUUAACACAACCUAUCCAAGCGCUCAUGUAACUGUAAAUGGUACUCAUGCGUGAGUAGAGUAAUCUUUCUAUCACACCCGGAACACUUGACAAGUAGGCCAAUCGUAGGGCAAGUGGAAAGACCUGUCCAUGCAACCAGCCAAGAGCAGACGACCGUUAUCUCUUAAUCUCUCAAACUUAACGCACAACUUCAAGGAACGUAAAUAAAGAUGUAAGUUGAC